This is a messenger RNA of Dovyalis caffra, 375 nucleotides long. The record is from the annotation of a GenBank genome assembly. NCBI's taxonomy places the organism in Eukaryota, Viridiplantae, Streptophyta, Magnoliopsida, Malpighiales, Salicaceae.
AUGCUCUCUCUAGAAGUCAUUGCUUCUUCUUUUAUGUUGCUCAGGUACGGUUUCGUUGGUUUUGAAACAGAGGAGGCAGCGUAUGCGUCUUAUAGAGAGUAUGUGUGGUCAGUGGGAUUUGGGAUCGCAAUAAAAGCUAGUCGUCGUUCGAAAAAGAAUGGGAAGUUUAUUGAUGUGAAAAUUGCUUGUUCUAGAUUUGGAAGCAAGCAGGAGUCGAGUGUGACUGUUAAUCUGCAAUCAUGUAUAAAGACAGAUUGUAAGGCAGUAAUGCACGUUAAGAGGACAGAGGAUGAGAAUUGGGUUAUGUAUAGUUUUGUAAAGGAGCAUAACCAUGAGAUUACUGAGGAAGAUUAUGAUAAUGCUAUGGGGAGAUGA